Parasteatoda tepidariorum (common house spider) is the source of this 3636-nucleotide messenger RNA. RefSeq lists its product as uncharacterized. The record is from RefSeq and is a predicted model, not a curated record. Gene Ontology annotation, biological process: positive regulation of transcription by RNA polymerase II. Lineage: Eukaryota; Metazoa; Arthropoda; Arachnida; Araneae; Theridiidae. Gene Ontology annotation, cellular component: nucleus.
UUUGAUAGAUUUUUAAUGAAGUGAAAACUGUUGUCAUCGAAUGGGUACACACAUAACUUCUCCCGCGCAGUUUCUACCGUGUACCGUCUGUACCGCUCCGUGGAAGUAGCUCAGGAGGGUACACCAUUCUGAUUAUGUAGAACUUUGAAUCACGCCCUACGUUCGCUGACCUAUAUGAAACUGUAAAAUUUAUAUUAUUAUGCUAAUUAAAAUUGAUUUAUAAAAUUGUGAAAAUUAUUAUUAUUUUUUAAAUUUAUGUGUGGUACAACUAUUUUAGUUAAAUAUCUUAAGCCUAACUCGCUUAGCAGUGUAACAUAUGGCCAUGAGUGUAACUGAAGCCAAUGCUAAGGCAUGUAAACUAAAGAAUGAAGAAAGUGAUGUUACCAGCAAACCUUGCAUUGAUUUUCAACCUGGUGAAAGAUGGCAAAUUCAAGAUGAGCCUCAAGCAGAACAAGGAAAUGUUUCAAACGUGAAAUCUAAUGAUCUGAAUCACACAAAUGGUCAACGUUCCAGAAGACUCCGCAACUCCAAAUCGUGCGAUUCACCUGUUGUAAAUGGUGAAUCAAAUGACUGUUUAUCCGACGAAGAAAUGAAAGUCAAGCCUGAUGAUAAUGUAAAUGAAUGUGAUAUAAAUGAUUCUGAAUUAAAUCAAGAGAAUUCUAGUUGCAAAAGGCCUCUUGAAGAUUCAGAUUUGGAUGACACUAGCGAAGUUGAAAAAAAGAAAAUAAAAACUGGUAAUGAACAAAGUAUUUCCCCAAAUAGAAGCAUUGAUAGUGAAGAUGUUGAAGAAUCUAAUGAUGCUUCUAGUAUAAAUAGUGAUUUGCAAUCUGUAGUUGAGACAAAAACCGACAAUGGCAUAAAUAAAGACUCUGCAGAUUCCAGUGAUCCAGUAGAGGUGAUAAAAAGUGAUAAAUCAGAAUCAAAUGAAGCUAAAACGAAUGGAAUUGAAAACAAAGAUUUGAGUAUUGAAGAAAUAAAAGAAACAGAAAAAGAUACUCUAAAUGAUGAUGAUAUUGAAGUGAUUAAUAUAAAUGAUGAUGGAAAGAAAUCGGAUGAGGAAAGUGAUUCUGAGAUACAAAUAAUAAAUAUUGAUGCGCCUACUCCAACUAAAAUAGAAUUUCCUGUACCUUCCUCAAGUGACAUCACUACCUCUGCUGGGUUCCCUUAUUACAAUUCAUUGAAGGAAGCAAUACCCGCAUUUAAAGCUGGUGAAUAUAAACCUGUAAAAUUUCCCCAUACAGGUACUCUUUUGUUGGGUGAUAAUGAAGUCAUUAUUGAAAGCCCUUCGUUACUUGUACCUCUUCUCAUUAAAGAAGCAGAUCAAUUUCCUAAACUCGAGGGUGAAGAGAAAAAGAUAAAUGGAGAAAGUAUGAGCAGGCAAAAUAUGGUAUCAAAAAGGAAUUUUUUCCAAAGUUCUGUUGGGCAAUUUCUUAUUAACUUAGGUACAAGCCGCGUCCAAGAGUGGUAUCAAAGAGAUAUGAAGCGCUCAAAACUUAGGCAAUUGAAAUCGAAAAAGCCGACCGAAGAGGAUCUCGAAAAAGCCAUUUCAGAGCAUGACAAGAAGCAUAAUAAAUUAAAAGAAAUAAAUGCUAUUUUUAAUUUUAGAAUGAAACAGUGCAAGUUUUGCGGCUUUAAAUCUGAAUCUGCAAUUGUCAUGGAAGGACAUUACCUUAUUCCUCACCUAAGUCCCAGAAGGGAAUUCAAAUGUAACUUUUGUAUGUAUUUAUCUAGAACUAUCGAUUCAAUCGUUUUUCAUUAUGAAGCUCUUCAUCAAAAGAAAGCUGUCAUUGAAUCUAGUAUACCUUUUCAUGAGUGUAUAUUUUGCUCUUUUCAGAGCCAUUUAAAGACUAAAGUUACUGCACAUAUGAACAGAUGCAGAAAACAUUUCUUCCCCUCUCAAAAUUUAGCACCCCCCUUCGAUUUUGAAUUUCCCGGUGUAACAACUAAACCAGUAACUAUAGCAGAUGUUAUUGGUCAUAGAAGAUUAUUGUUAAGCUCUGCUAAGAAUAGAUUACCCACACCUGAAGAUAAUCCAAAUAGUGCCUAUGCAAGGAAAAAACUCGCCUCAGUCUUGAGUAAAAUUUCCAAUCAAAGCACAUAUCCAGAUAUGAAAAAUCAAAGCAUUGUGAGGCAAUUAAUGUCACCUCAAUCUAAUUUACCUCCUUUGUCCAGCUCUAGCAGUAUACAGUUACCACCUGGAAUCGUUAUAACAAAGCCAACUGGACAACCUAUUCAACAAAUUCGCCCCAUAGGAAGAUAUCCACCACCAAGACCUCUAACAAAUAUACGGGCUGGCCCCAUUCCAAGGCGACCAUACUCCCCAAAUCUUACCACUACUGCCUCUCAUUUAGCUUCUUCUGGUAUUUCCAUAACUCCUGUUACACGACCUGGAGCUGUAACACCUCGUCCCACAUUGCCUACUGUUAAAAAUGUAACACUAACUCCUAUUGGUGUUGCUUCAAAUAGGAAUGUUACUCAAAGACCGGGUGCACCUCAGCCUUUGGCACUGUUUACAAAUGUUGCAGGUUCAAGUGGCAUAAUGGGACAACCUCAAGCUAAGUUCCCUGCCAACUUAAAUGUUAGGCCUCUUAGACCUGCAGUACCGUUUCAGAGGCUGAGCACACCUCCAUCACAGGUAGUGAAAGGUAGUUCUGGUAACACGUUUGUGGUGUGUGAGAUUUGUGAUUCAUAUGUUAAAGACUUGGAAGAACUUCGUACUCACAUGAACUGGGUUCAUAAAGUCAAAAUUCAUCCAAAAAUGCUGGUCAGCAGACCUCCCCUGAACUGUCAAAAAUGCCAGUGGCGAUUUUUCACUGAUCAAGGCCUGGAAAGACAUUUGCUUGGAGCUCAUGGAUUAGUUACCACUAACAUGCAAGAGCUAGCCAACAAAAAUCAAGAUGGUGGAAGAUGUAUUAUUUGUGCUGCUGUUUUCACUUACAAGCUUGUAUCUCAUAUGACUCAGGUUCAUAAAGUGACUUUAAAACCAGCUCAUCUUUCUUAUAAGUGUACUGUGUGUACUGCUACAUUUACACUUUAUAGAUUAUUCGAAAGCCAUGUAUAUAAUGUACAUAGUGGAUCAGCAAAACGUUCUGCAGAAGAACCGCCUGCAGAACCACCUCCACCCAAAAGACCUUAUGAAGGCCCAAGGAAGUGUAAAGAGUGUGGUUAUGUUACAGAAAAUUUACAGGAUCAUAUUAUUAAUAAGCACAUGAAAAAGUGUAAGGUUAAACUAUGCAGGAUUGAAAAGUGCAAGAAGUGUCUUUAUUCGUCUGAUGAGAUGAUUAUAAUCAGAAUGUCAGAUUUUGGUCUGGAUAGUGAUAUGGAAGAUAGUGACGAUGAAGAUGAUUCAUCAGAAGAGUCUUCUGAGGGUACUAAGGCCAACGAAGAAGACGAAAAGGAUAUAGGUUGAAAGAAGAUCUGAGUUACAAUUUUCGUCUUUUCUAUUAAAAAUAAAAAAUAAAAAAAACUGCUGCAGUAUAGUGUAAUUGCUCAGGGUAUUUUUUCAGAGCUGUGUCCUGCAAAAAAAAGUUAUCCACUUCCUUGCCAAUACAUUCUUUCAAGCAAAUGGACUCAAUCGCUAGAGUGAGAUUUGACUCUAUAUAGAAAUUUUGUGUGUGUGUUCAACAAAAGAGAAAA